This is a messenger RNA of Aspergillus nomiae NRRL 13137, 1098 nucleotides long. RefSeq names its product pyridoxal phosphate-dependent aminotransferase. NCBI's taxonomy places the organism in Eukaryota, Fungi, Ascomycota, Eurotiomycetes, Eurotiales, Aspergillaceae. The coding region runs from base 1 to 1098 and encodes 365 amino acids. The record is from RefSeq and is a predicted model, not a curated record. Gene Ontology annotation, biological process: biosynthetic process. Gene Ontology annotation, molecular function: pyridoxal phosphate binding; catalytic activity. The transcript has a single exon.
AUGAACUUUCAGCGCUCAGCAAUCGAAAUCGAAGCUCCUGAAGAGAUCGAGCUUCCCAUUGUCAACAACCUCAGCGAGAGCGCGGUAGCUGACCGCACACUUGAAGACCUAGCAAUUCGGGUGCCUAGAGAUCUCCCUCUAGCGUAUAGUCAGCACUAUGGUAGCGAUCGGCUUCGCAAACUCAUCGCCCAGCGCGCCGGCCUGGAUGAUAGCGAUAUCCUCGUUGUGCCAGGUGCCUCCACGGCUCUUUUCAUCGUUGCAACUGCCCUUCUGUCCGCUUCCGAUCAUCUGGUCGUCACUCGGCCCAACUAUGCCAGCAAUCUUGAAACCCCACGGGCAAUUGGCUGCAAGAUAAGUUAUGUUGACCUGGAGUUCGAGGAGCAAUUCCGAGUCAACAUCAAUUGCAUCAAAGCUGCCAUUCAACCCAACACAAAGCUGAUCAGUCUCACCACCCCGAAUAACCCCACCGGUGCCUGCAUUUCCGGAGAAGACCUAAAGCAGAUCGCAGAGCUGGCAAGGCGCCACGGAUGCCAGCUGCUUGUCGACGAGACAUACGCCGAACUAACCUAUACAGAACGCCUACCCGGGUGCGCCUGCCUGGGCACUCACGUGAUUGGGGUUGGCUCGAUGUCCAAGGCAUUUGGUGUCCCGGGCAUCCGCGUUGGGUGGAUUUCUACCAAGAAUAGAAAGUUGCAGGAAACCUUUCUCGCCGCCAAGGAGCAGAUCAGCAUCACCGUGAGCGUGCUGGAUGAGUACGUGGCAGAGCAGAUACUGGAGCAGUGCGAUAGUAUCAUCCCCAUAAUCCUUGAGGAAAUGAAGCGUCGUCGAGAGUUGGUGCAGGAUUGGGUCCAAUCUGAAGAUCUCGUCGAAUGGGUGUAUCCACAGGGAGGUGUGAUGGGGUUCGUGCGAAUGGUGCGCGAGCCUCCCGGGGGCACAACGGCGUUCUAUGAUCGCCUGCUGAGGGAUCAUCAAACGUAUGUUGGACCUGGUCGAUGGUUUGAGCGGCCGGAUAUAUACUUCCGACUGGGUUAUGGUUGGCCCACAGCUGAGAGCCUGGUCAAUGGGCUGGCUGCCAUUUCGAAGGCCUUGCGCGGCUAA